CCUCUCGACGUCCAUUUCAAAUCACUCCUGUUUCAACUUUCAACCCACCCCACAAAUGGAACGAACAGUGCAAGAUGAAGAGCAAAUCACAGAGGAACAAAGAAAACGAGCGGAGGCAAACCGGCUCUCCGCAUUGGCCAAGCGCAAGGCCAUCCUAUCUGAAUCCAAUAAUCGUAAUUGGGAGCUCUUCAAGUGUCGUAAAAUUUUGCCCGAACCCACCAAUUUUACCGCAUCCAAACAUCCCUUGAUUGUAAAUACUGUCGGGGCCAUUCCUAAGCCCGACCUUCCACCGGAGAAGUUCCGGGCUCGGCUUGAAAUUUGUUCACCGGAUUCUUUCUCGAUCACACCGGUCCCGGUAGAGGGUUUUACGUAUCCUGGAGAAGUUGUCUGCUUUGAGAAACUUGCAGAUUAUAUCUCAAGUGCUGUGCCUUCACACUACACCCAAAAUACUGGUGGGGGAACGGCUUGCGUUUACAAACUUCAGGAUUAUGAGUUGGUUUUACGGUCUUUAAAAAGUUCUAAAUGUGUUGAAUGUGAAGAGAUACCGUGGGGAACAUUGAAUGUUGUUCAGAGGCUUUCACAUUCUUUCAUUGCGGGGAAAUGGAUACCAUGCAGGCCAGAACAUCUACCUGAUGAAAAAGUUGAUGAAUUGAUAGCAGAGCUUCCAAAAUCAUUGCUGGAUGCUCUUUUUCCUUUUCAACUUGAAGGUGUUCGUUUUGCACUACGAAGGGGUGGUCGGUGUCUAAUUGCAGAUGAAAUGGGGCUUGGGAAGACCCUCCAGGCUAUUGCAAUUGCUGGGUGUUUCCUGAACGAAGGUUCCAUACUGAUUGUUUGCCCAGCAAUUUUGAGGUAUUCAUGGGCAGAAGAAUUGGAACGUUGGUAUCCAAAUAUUGUGCCUUCUGAUAUCCAUCUUGUUUUUUGUCAUCAAGAUAACCCUGCACAUUUGAUGAAAUGUCCCAGAGUCGUGGUUAUCUCUUAUUCGAUGCUUCGUCGUUUACGGAUGUCCAUUUUGGAGCAAGAAUGGGUUACCCUAAUAGUUGACGAAUCGCAUAAUCUACGUUGUACAAAAAAAUCAUCAGAACGAGAUGAGCUAAAUGCUGUGCUUGAUGUUGCUAUGAAGGUCGAGCAUCUUAUUCUACUAUCAGGGACUCCCUCUUUGUCAAGGCCUUAUGACAUUUUUCAUCAAGUAAAUAUAUUGUGGCCGGGUUUGCUAGGGAACACCAAAUAUGAAUUUGCAAAAUCCUACUGUUCUGUCAAAUUUAUCCGGGGUUGUCAAGGAAAAGUCUUCCAGGAUUUCUCGAAGGGGAUUCGUCUAGAGGAGUUAAAUGUUCUAUUGAAGCAAAGUGUUAUGAUUAGACGAUUAAAGGAGCAAGUUUUGCUGCAGUUGCCACCCAUGCGUCGACAAAUUAUAAGACUGGUAUUAAGGAAAUCUGAUAUUAGUUCAGCAAAGGAAACUUUAGAAAUGGGAAAUGACAAUGCUUUCUCACACAAUGAUGAUGAAAAUGGACCGACUGAACAUCCUGAUGAAGUUCUAGAGAAUGAUGGUAAGGACAAAUCUUCAAAGCAUGUCCCUGAUCAAGCACUUGGUAUAGCUAAAAUUCCUGGGUUUCUUGAGUGGCUCUCUAUACAUCCAAUCAUAGCAGAGUUUGAUGAGCAGGAAAACAUGGAAUUAUGUCCCAGAUCCCAUAAAAUGAUAAUAUUUGCUCAUCAUCAUAAAGUUCUUGAUGGAGUACAGGAAUUUCUAUGUGAGAAAGGAAUACAGUUUGUUCGUAUUGAUAGCCGUAUAGUUGGUAGCGACAGGCAGUCAGCUAUUCAGUCUUUCCAGUCAUCAAUAGAGAUUAAAAUCGCGUUGAUUGGCAUCCUUGCUGGGGGAUCUGGACUAAACUUAACAUCAGCAGAGAAUGUUGUCUUCUUGGAGUUACCCAAGAGACCAUCCGAGAUGCAGCAGGUUGUUGCCGAUACUGGAAGGGACUCUCAAUCACUGAGUGAAUAAGAGUCCCUUACUGCUGUUACUCAAAACUGAUAGUUCCCUGCUGUUGUUAUUGCUAUGGAUCUGUGAAUUAGUUGAUCAGUAGAAUUGUUAGGCAACAAUAUUGUAAUGAAGCGAUGUGGGCUGGAGAUUUUGAUUGUAAAAUAUCACUCUAUAAUGAAGAUUGAGAACAAUUGUUUAUGCAAUGAGUAAAAGAAAAUAGUAAACCUAAUCUAUAAAUCUAUGAGAUUGUACUGCAGCAGCAAUGAAUAAAAGACAAGGAUAUUUGGCAUUUGAGAGGCCAAUUCUCCCCACUAGAUUUCUAUGAAAUUCAGCAUGCUUUAUUCUCUCCUUUUCCCCUUUCUUAUAGACCACGGGAUAUUAGCUCUCUAACUAUAGGUAUGAAAUGCAUGUGAAGUGGUUGCAUUCUCCUAGCUAAUUUCCUUUCGUGCCCUUGCUAUCUUCCGGCACCUUUUAUACUUAAAUUGGAUAAGAGGUCUAUCAUUAGUCCCCUUACGAAAUUCACCUUGUCCUCAAGGUGCAAAUCAAGACAAUAUACUAGUGGUUAAUAGGUCCGCUAUUAAUCUGACCAUCGAAUUCAUUAUUAAUCCGAACAUAUCUCUAACCUCCUCACUAUUGUAGGUAUUAAAAUACAUGCACCUUUGCUGCCAUCGACCAAUCCAAAUCCGGUAUCAUUGAUUUUCAUGACAAUUUCUCCUUUUAUUAUUUCUCUUAAGCAACACCCAAUAGUGUCGUACCCAUCAUACUAGAGACUCGAAUUAUUUUCCUUCUUUGUUUGAAAUUUAGUACCAAAAAGCUAUUUGAAAUUAUUGGAACUUGGUUUUGGAGUUGGCUCACCUGAAUUAAAGUUAGUACGUGAUUGCAGUUAGUUGGUGUAAUGGGGCUUGAAUUGGAGUAAUCUGAUGGUUUUUAGGGCUAUAAAUAAUUGUUGGGCCAUUUAUCUUUAAUUUAUUCAGGCCCAUUCUGACUUGGCUGACUUGAGUGAAAUUCUGCAUUCCUCUUGAUGGGCACCUCCAUAUCAUAGACCAAACCCAUUUACUUCAGCAAUUUCUCUUCUUUCAUCUUUUCCAGUUGUAGCUUUUUAAUAAUGAUCCGUUCUCCUAUGUUCUCUAGCUUUCCUUCUCUUCAGGCGACGACAAUGGGGACAUGCAAUUGAUACCUCUUUUCUUUCACCACCGUCUCCCAGUUUCCCAAUUCCCAAUGCUUCCACAUUGAAAUUUCUUCACCAAUGUAGACCUCGUUCAUGCUAAAUUGAUCCAACAUCAAAAUCUUCAAUUCUUCCCAAGUUUGAAUUAGACGAUGACUUUCUAUCGACUGUGUGGAAUUCCUGAUCUCUUGUCCUAAUUUCUAGGAUAUCCUACAGCCAUUGUCAGUGGAAUAUAAAGAAAGAAUAUAAGGCAUCAAUCUUUAUAUUUAGUAGGUUAUCAUUAAUGAAUAAUGUAAUUGACAGUGACCAUAUUUAGCUUUAUUUUGGUUCUAUUUAAUGAGAGAACUUCUCACGUUGAGGGUAUGAGUCUUAUUGAGUAUAUUUGACAUGAUAUCAGAGCCAAUUUCUUAAAAAUUUUCUCUUGUUUUCUAGGUUGAUUUUUCUUAUGGCAGAAGGAGCUAAGUAUCAAAGUUUUUUGUUUGAGUAAUAAAUAUCUAGUCAUCAUUAAUAAAUAUCUGAAAGCUAGAGUUUUGCUUCCAGUGCCUUAGGAGCUAUGGCGACACUGAAUCCAUUUGAUUUGCUAGGGGCGAUGAUUCAGAAGACCCGUCAUAGCUGAUUCAAAAGAUUGAGUUGAAGAAAAACAUUGGCUCCCGUGGCUGAGUAGCAGGUGCAGUAGCCAAAUAAGCCAGCUUCCACAAAACUCCCGUCCAAGGUCCCACCGAGGUUGCCAAAGGAGUGAAAAUCUGAAUUUGCAAGACGAGGCUGCGAUGGUGGACAUGGAUAUUGGCAUGGACGUAUUGAUGGUAUGCGUAUAACAAAGAAUCAAGUAACGUUGAGAAUUCAUACAAAAAUAGUGAUUUUUCUAGUGGAAUAGUUGUAAAUGAAGGGCUUGAUACAGGAAAAUCUUCCAUGAGGAGUGGUAGCUUUGGUGGUCCUCGUGACCCCUUUCAUGGUGGUGGCCGAGGUUGUUUCAAAAAUAGCUAUGUCGGGAAAGGGGAACAGGAACGAAAUGGCCUCAAAGGGAGUUUUAUCGCCAUGGUGGAUCUGAUCGUGGAAAUGAUAUAAAACGUAAAGGAUGUGGCCAAGGGACUAGGGAUGGUAUGAUUUGGGCCUAUUUAUGUUGUGGGCCAAUUUUUUUGUGUGGAUCCGUUUUAGUGUAUAUGGGAUUGAUUAAUAGAUGUGUUGAAUUGUUGGGUAGUUGUGUAAUUUGGUGCGAGACUUAAGUUAUAUGGGUCUUGUAAUGAUUUUUGGUAUUAGGCUGAAACUAGUGUGUAAUAGGCUUAGGUUAUAUUGUGUUAAUGGACUUCUGGAUAAUUGGGCUGAUUGAUUUCAUGGUUACUUGGUUGAUUUGAUUUUGGGCUGGAGGGGGAUGGUACUACCAUCAGUUUUUGGGAUGAUUGUUGGUGUGGAGAACAACCGCUGAAGGUGAAAUUUCCCUCUUUAUAUCGUAUUGUGUUAACACUGUCUGUAACGGUGAAUGAUGUCUUAGAUAUACGUAAUGGGAGGCUCGGUACAUUGUU
Molecule: messenger RNA, 4657 nt
Organism: Olea europaea var. sylvestris
Lineage: Eukaryota; Viridiplantae; Streptophyta; Magnoliopsida; Lamiales; Oleaceae
Product: SWI/SNF-related matrix-associated actin-dependent regulator of chromatin subfamily A-like protein 1
Exons: 13
Coding region: 56-1993 (645 amino acids)
Biological process (GO): replication fork processing; DNA repair
Cellular component (GO): nuclear replication fork
Molecular function (GO): ATP binding; ATP-dependent chromatin remodeler activity
Source: RefSeq, a predicted model, not a curated record